UCUGCAAAUCUUCCUUAUCUGCAUCCUUCGUCUCCUUCUGGAUUGUGCGAGCAGUCAUUGAGUCCACGAGCUGAUCAUUCUAUCCCUUCGGCCUCCGCUUCAACAAGCCUUUCGUACCAGCCAUUCUGGCAGUCAUUCACUCCACAUCCUGCCUCCAUGGGAAUUAAUGACGAGCACCAAAGCACUCUUUCCAGCUUUCCUCAGCAUGAGAACCCCGAAAACCUUCUUUCAGCGGCUUUAAUAUCAUCUGCAAAAAGUCAUGCUCCCUAUUACUUCAUGCAAUGGACCAAAAUUGUCUUUGUCCUUAACUCAAUUUUGCUUUCCCAAACCCAGCUACAUACUUUGAGUCAGCAUGCCGUCUCUCAUCCCUUCCACCAGCCCUUUAGACUCGGUACUUCCACCCUUUCUGGAUCGCCACGUCCGAAGGGAUCAUAUUUUGCAUCCGCCUCUAUCAUCUCCCAUACGUCUGGCCAAAAGGUGUGCGUUGUCUUCUUUUUUGUCGCUCUGAUCUGUCUGAAAGCUCGAUUGGAACCUCCCCCAACAGCAUGA
Protopolystoma xenopodis is the source of this 549-nucleotide messenger RNA. Lineage: Eukaryota; Metazoa; Platyhelminthes; Monogenea; Polystomatidea; Polystomatidae. The record is from the annotation of a GenBank genome assembly.